CGGAGGAGGAGCAGGCGGAGGCGGGGAGUGUGAAUGGAUGACUGUGUGGAGUGUGAGAGACAAGGUUAUUACUGGCGAACGGACAGCAGCUUCACUUCCCGGACUUAAAAAAAACAAACAAACAAACAAAAAAAAAACACCGAUUCUUUGGUGAACUGUACAGGAACCCGGUCAACAGAUCUCUUAUUGUGAAAGUCUCGUGUUUGGAGGGGAACUGUGGAUGUAUGUGAGUGACCGGUGCCGGCGGCUGAGGCGCACCGCGCGCAGACAAUAAAGUGGGAGCGAUCCAAUCACAACAAAAGACAUAAGAUGACCGAGGGCCGUCUGUGCCAGGUUCACCUCCUGGAUGACAGGAAGCUGGAGCUGCUGGUUCAGCCCAAGCUGUUGUCCCGUGAGCUGUUAGAUUUGGUGGCUUCACAUUUUAACCUGAAGGAGAAAGAAUACUUUGGAUUAUGUUUCAUAGAUGACACUGGCCAGAAUAACUGGCUCCAGCUGGAUCGUAAAGUCCUUGAUCAUGACUUCUCCAAGACAUCGGGGCCCUUGGAACUCAAAUUCCUUGUGAGGUUUUAUAUAGAGAAGAUCACCUUUUUGAAAGACAACACUACGGUGGAGCUGUUCUUCCUGAAUGCUAAGUCUCUGGUGUUUAAUGAGACCAUCGAAGUGGAGAGUGAAAAUGUUUUCAAGUUAGCCGCAUUCGCAUUGCAGGAGGCCAAAGGAGAUUUCAUCAGUGCUGAGACUGCCAGAUCAGACCUGAAGCAGCUCCCAGUUCUGCCCACCAGAGUCUUAAGAGAGCACCCAUCUCUCAAUUACUGCGAGGACAAAGUGAUUGAACAUUACAAGAAACUGAAGGGGCUGACCAGAGGACAAGCAAUUGUGCAGUAUCUGGCCCUGGUGGAGUCCCUGCCGACAUACGGAGUCCAUUAUUACCCUGUGAAGGACAAGCAAGAAAUACCGUGGUGGCUGGGAGUCAGCUAUAAAGGCAUCGGCCAGUACGAUUUGCAGGACAAACUGAAACCAAGAAAGUUGUUUCAGUGGAAGCAGUUGGAGAAUUUGUAUUUCCGCGAGAAGAAAUUUGCUGUGGAAGUGAACGACCCACACAGAAGAACAGUGACCAAGCGAACGUUCGGACAGACUGGUCUGGUUAUUCACACGUGGUAUGCCAGCCACUCUCUGAUUAAGACCAUCUGGGUGAUGGCCAUCAGUCAGCACCAGUUCUACCUGGACAGGAAGCAAAGCAAAUCAAAUAUGACCACGACCAGAAGUUCAGGAGACAUCGCCAUGGACCUCACAGAGAUCUGUGCCCCGCGGAUCAGUAAACUUUCCAGCAUUGAGAGCAAAGACCAGCUUAUCAUGGCCAGUAACGGAAGCCUGAUCUCAGCCGGUUCUGCUGACUCUGAGGUCAGCGAGGAGCAGAAGAAAGAGAAGGUUGCCGAGUUGAAAAAGAAAGAGAAGGAACUUCAAGACACACUGACAAAGAAACUUGAGGAACUGAAGAAGAUUUGCAUGAGAGAAGCUGAGCUUACUGGCCGCUUGCCCAAAGACUAUCCCUUGGCCACAGGUGAGAAGGCUCCUCAAGUAAGACGUCGUGUGGGGACAGCCUUCAAACUAGAUGACCUUUUCCCCUAUGAUGAGGACCCACAUCUGAGGAAUCUGGAGAGCAGGUUCGCUUUGCAGCAAAAGAUCGUGGAAGCAGCCAUGAAGUUAUCCAAUGAGGGUGACCUCUGCAAGACUGUGAAGAAAAAGAGGAGGAACAACUGUCUGGAUGCAAUGAGGAAACUGGAGGAGAUCGAAAAGGAGAUCAACACCUACAGGAUCAAGAAAGGGAAGAAACCCACCCAGAGAGCCUCACUGAUCUUAGCAGAUGAUGUCAACCCUUCAGACCUCAGCUCUCUAUCUGACAGCCUCACUCUGGAUGAUGAUGAUGAGCUCGUUUCCCAGAGGCAGCGCUCCAGAUCGGUUCAGUAUUCCCCAAGACCACACCACGCAGAAACUUUGGACAUCCACUAUAGCAAAGACAGACGAUCCUCUGCCAAUGACCAGCAUGCCGACAGCAGAUUAAAUUAUGGCCAAGUCCAGGAAUCCCAUCACUACAGUCACCGCGAUGCCUUAUCCAGCCACAGUAGCCCGUUUAAACCGGCUUCCAGACAGCCACGUGAUGCCCGCAGCAUGCCCCCCACCCCCCUCCUCACACGAAAUGCCUACAGCAGCACCCAGCUCAGAUCAGAGGACACACCGCAGCAUUUCCGCCAGCGUAGUGGCAGUCUGGAGUCCCAGUCCCAGUUCCUGACAGAGAUGGAACCUCCUGUGCCAGCGUUCACCUUCUCCCAAGCCAGACGUAGCAACAGCACAGAGGUCCUCGACGACGGCUCCUCCUACACGAGCCAGUCCAGUGUGGAGUACAGCAUCCCUGGCAACCACAACCACAGACGCAGAGCUCGCGGGCGCCACAGAAAAGACUUGUAUGCCAACACAGGCAGCAUGCCCAACCUGGCUCAGCCAGACACCCGCUGCUACGCCUACCAGGCACGGGCCCGACCCACCACGACAGCCUACUACGUCACAGGCUAUCCCAGCUACGCAGACCCAGAACCUUAUACUAAUGGAGGCUACAUGUAUGACAAUGAGAUGGAGGGACACUAUAACGUCAAUCCUGCCUACCACCCAACCCCGUCAGGUUACCACAGCCACGACGUGCAUGCUCACUAUGGUAACGACGAGAUGGACGGCAUGUCACAGAACCCAUAUGCCACGCUGCGGCCGCCCAGGAACCGCCCGGCACCCCGUAGCAAUGAGCACGUUGGCAAGAACAUCCAGAAGGCUCUGGUAGCAGAACACCUGAGAGGCUGGUACCAACGCAACGCUGCAUACAAACAGCCAGCAUACAACUACGACUACGACAGAGGCUCCCAGCAGAGCCUGGGCUAUCAGACCAUGCCUGCACCCUACGGCCACAGCAACAGAAACACCUCCUACUCAUCAGUGUCCUCGAGUGGAAACUGGCACAACCACAUGAGUGGUGGUGGUAUGUUGGAAUAUGACACGCCCGUGCAUGCACCACAGUCCUACUCUUACAGCACAGCACCCUACAGCCACUCCGCCCACAACAGAUAUGGCGCCUCCCAGCUUUUUAAGGGCUCCUGGCACAGCCCUGACGGCCAGAGGCGCUGUGCCCCUUUCCCUGCUAGUUCUUCCUCCUCCACCUCCUCCCCACCCUCCUCCUCCUUUCCCUCCUCUUCUUACUCCCCUGGCUGUCGGGUCAGGCAGGUUGCCUCCAGCCCUGUGCAGCCACAGUCGUCCAGAGGGCACAGGCUCAGUAAGGUGUCCUUUGUGAAAGGUAGCUCAUAAUCGUACGUCGAUGUCAGCCAAAUGGACCCACACAUCGGUAACCAAAUGAACACUAACCUGGAGCCAGAAGAAAAGAUUCACUGGCAUGAAGACUCAAAACCGGGAACAAUAGUGUAGUUGUCAGCAUGCCGUGUUCAUUUUUUCACCUUGACAAGUUGUCAUUGUGCCUUAGACUGCACUUACCUUUUUGCGUGUACGCGGGGAUCCAAAGAAUGAAGGAACUAAACUUGGUGGAAUUCUGCUUGUAGAGAAACUGAAGUCCUCUUCAUUUUCUCUCUUCUCGAAUGCAAUUGCCAUAAUGUUUUUUAAUCAUAACAAAAUCCCCACAGGAGCGUCCACAUGUCUGGAUUGCGAGUGUUUGUGGUGAUGGCGCUUGUGCACUGAAACUAUACCUGGACCUGCUGUGGACUGAGAGGGAAUGUAGACUCCAGUUCUCGAGUGUUUCUCUGUAAAGAGGCCCGGCUUCACAAACCCAAGACUAGAACCGUCUCUGUAAGAGGAUACUGAGCCGCAACGAACAAUGAGAAAGACACACACACACGUAUGAGCACUGUAACCAUGAAGGAUUGGACAAGGACUGAUUAGGACAUUUUCAAAAUGAAGGAUUGAACUCAUUAAAAUGAGGCAAAAAAAGAUGGCUACUUCCUGGAACAUUCUGCAGUCACUGUUUUAUCAUAGCAUCGCUUGCAGCUGCCACAGAGCUUCCAGUACUCUUGUUUGUCAUUUACAAAGUAUUCAUCCUAUCACACUGUCAGUACUUAAUACAAUUGAGCCAAAUGCGUCUGUCACGCCAUUUGAGUAUUACCUAAAGUCACUAACGUUGACAUCACUGCCACAUCUGAUGAGUCGGUGCAGGAAGACAGGAACUCCAGUUUUGUUAUUUUAUUUUAACAUGGUUAUUUCAUCCAUGCUGGAAAUCAUGGACUGGUGCUCCCAAUGAAGCUGUAUGUAAAUGUUCCUAUUGUAAAUACACUGGUUCUGUCUUCUUUUUUUUUUUUCUUUUUUUUUUUUAAGAGCGUUUUUAUGUAUUUGAAAAGCAUGUAAUAUAUAGUAAAACGAUUGUUGUUAAGCUGGUUCUUAGUAAUUUGUAUAAUUGCAUUUGUUUGAAUUAAAAAAAACCAUUUGAAUCAGC
Molecule: messenger RNA, 4477 nt
Organism: Larimichthys crocea (large yellow croaker)
Lineage: Eukaryota; Metazoa; Chordata; Actinopteri; Sciaenidae
Gene: frmd4ba
Product: FERM domain containing 4Ba
Exons: 24
Coding region: 310-3345 (1011 amino acids)
Biological process (GO): establishment of epithelial cell polarity
Cellular component (GO): adherens junction; bicellular tight junction; cytoskeleton
Source: RefSeq, a predicted model, not a curated record